AUGCUUGUGCACUCCCCAGCUUCGCCUCCGCACACUCCCCUGAAUUCGCCACCGCGCAUUCCUCUCUGUCGUCCACGCCCACUCCCCUCCCUCCGCGCACUACCCUCGUUCGCCCACGCACACUCCCCACAUGCCCCCGCCCAUUCCCCUCUGUCGCGCACGCACACUCCCCUCGUCCGCCCCCGCGCACUCCCCUCGUCCGCCCUCGCGCACUCCCCUCCCCCCGCGCGCUGCCCUCUUUUGCGCACGCACCCACGCACACUCCCCUCGUCCACCUCCGCGCACUGCCCUCUUUCGCCCCGCGCACACUCCCCUCGUCCGCCCCCGUGCACUCCCCUCUUCCGCCCACGCCCACUCCCCUCCCGUCGGUCACGCCCCGCAUCCCUCCGUCGCACACGCUCCCUCCAAGAAGUCGCCCACUCUCACUCCCCUCCGUCACCCCUCCGUGCUGGUUUAUUAGCAGCAUACCCCGUCCUCUCCCACUUUGCAACCCUCAACUCAGUCCCCCCCUGCUGCCCCUCCUUUCCUGGACUGCUUCCCCUCCAUCCCACCCUCUGCUUCCCCUUUUUAGGUCACUGCCCUACGUCCAUCUCCCCCGUAUCCCCUCUCUGCCUUACACCUGACCUCCCCCUGCCCCCCUCUCCCCUUGCCCCCCUCUCUGCCUUACACCCUUCCUCCCCCUGUUCCCCCCCCCUCUCUGCCGAACGCCAUUCUCCCCCUUUUUUCCGCUUCCAUACGCCCUUCUUCCCCCUUCCCCCUCUCUGCCUUUCGCCCGUAUUCCCCCCUUGCGCCACUCUGCCUUACUCCCCUGCUUCCACCUUUCCCCUUUCUCCCGUCCCUCCAACUCCUCCCUUGCCCAUUCUGGCCUCCACCCGUCUUCACCCAUUCCCCACUCUUCCUACCAGCAGUCUGCUCCCCUUCCCCUCACUGGCAUACACACCUCUUCCAACUCUGACCUCUCUGCCUUGCGCCCUUCUACCCCCCAUUCCCUUUCCUCCCUACACACUUCUGCCCCCUCACACCUCACUGCAGUAUACCUUCGCCCCCCUUUCCCUCACCUCCCCCCACCCUUCUUCCCCCACUACCAUAUCUGCCUUAAAACCCUUCUUCCCCUUCUUCCCUUACUCCCCUCGCUCGCAAAUAGCCCCCCAACUACCUCAUUCCACGCACACUCUAUUAGUGCCCCCACCAUACGUGCCUUAUGCACUUCUUCCCCCUUUCCCCUCACUGCCUUAUGCCCUUCUUUCCCCUUUCCCCUCUCUGCCUUAUGCCCUUCUUCCCCCUUUCCCCUCUCUGCCUUAUGCCCUUCUUCCCCCUUUCCCAUCUCUGCCUUAUGCCCUUCUUCCCCCUUUCCCAUCUCUGCCUUAUGCCCUUCUUCCCCCUUUCCCAUCUCUGCCUUAUGCCCUUCUUCCCCCUUUCCCCUCUCUACCUUAUGCCCUUCUUCCCCCUUUCCCAUCUUGGCCUUAUGCCCUUCUGUCCCCUUUCCCCUAA
Molecule: messenger RNA, 1491 nt
Organism: Closterium sp. NIES-65
Lineage: Eukaryota; Viridiplantae; Streptophyta; Zygnematophyceae; Desmidiales; Closteriaceae
Source: the annotation of a GenBank genome assembly